Molecule: messenger RNA, 1812 nt
Organism: Auxenochlorella protothecoides
Lineage: Eukaryota; Viridiplantae; Chlorophyta; Trebouxiophyceae; Chlorellales; Chlorellaceae
Product: Low conductance mechanosensitive channel YnaI
Exons: 5
Coding region: 1-1812 (603 amino acids)
Biological process (GO): transmembrane transport
Cellular component (GO): membrane
Source: RefSeq, a predicted model, not a curated record
AUGCCGGAGACCCCUGCCCACCCCGCCACACAGACGCAUGGAUACAGCAUGUUAUCUGCAUCCAACAUGCCGUUGGGACGCCCGUUCGUCGCGGCGUCCCGCUCCUGGCCGGGUCCCAGGCGCCUAGCGAUCUCCAGGCACGCCCGGCGCGUUGGGCUCGAGCGCCUGCGCCCCCCUUCCCCCCUCCGAGAGCCCGCUCGCUUCUGUCCCCGCGCCAACUCGUCCAGUACUCCCUCCCCAGGGGGCUACGGCGGCCCCGGCAGUCGGUGGGUGACCACCACCCCACCCGAGCCCCCCCCCAAGCCCCCCACCGAGGUCCCUGCCGCCAGCACCCCCUUCGAGCUGCGCCCCUACCACUACGCCACCUUCCUGUGCCUGCUGGUGGGCGGCCUGCUCUUCCUCACCGUCCUGCUGUACGCCACCAGCGACGGGCUGGGCUUCCGCGGCGCCACGGUCAAGGUGAUCAAGCGCUUCCUGAAGACCGUGGCGCUGCGCCAGGUGCUGGGCAUCCUGGGCGCCAUGACCUUCGUCCAGUACGGCCUGUCCCCGCUGCUCAAGUCGCUGCGCGGCGCCAUGGACGCUCAGGGCCCCUGGGAGAAGUCGGCUGAGCACUACAUCCUGCGCGAGCUGCACAAGCCCCUCAACUUCCUGUUCAUCGUGGCGGCCUUUGCCACGCUGGCCGAGAACUUCCUGCCCCAGCUCAUCGCCAUCCCCAAGAGCGUGCUGCAGACCAUGGUGCGCAGCACGCUCAGCCUCACCCUGGUCCUCUCCAUCGCGCGUGUGGCGCUGAACAUCAAGGCCCGCGGAAUGCGUGAGGCCCUCUGGCUGCUGGAGCUCAAGGCGGAGACCACGCGCCAGCGCCGCAUGGAGGCCAUUGACAAGCUGGUCUCCCUGCUCAUCUAUGUGGUUGCCGCCGUGUUCUCGCUCCAGGCUCUGGGCCUGGACGUCAACUCCGUGCUGGCCAUCGGCGGCGUGGGAGGCCUGGCAGUGGGUCUGGCGGGGCGGGAGAUCCUGGAGAACCUCUUCACGGGCCUCAUCAUCCUCUCCAGCAACCCUUUUGAGGUGGGCGAGGAGGUACUGUUCCGCCCCACCUCUGGCCAGGUGGUGGAGGGCAUCGUGGUGGACGUGGGCUGGUACCGCACCACCAUCCGCUCCUUCGAGCGCGAAAUCUACACCAUCCCCAACUCCGUCUUCUCGCGCACCGUGGUCCUCAACGUCACGCGCAAGGUCAAGGAGUGGCGCUUCUACGAGUUCCUGGGCAUCCGGGUGGAGGACACGCGCCGCGUGGAGGCUGUGGACACGCGCGUGAUCCAGCGGCUGCACCGCCGCGUGUUCCUGGACAAGAUCACUCGGGACCAGGCCACGAUCUACACCUCCUUCUACGUGGAGGCCCUGAACCGUGACUCCUUCAUGGCCAUCAAGCAGGACCUGCUCCUCGCGUUCCGCGACUGUGUGGAGAGGAACGGGGCUACCAUGGCGCUGAACCGGCUGCAGCUGGAGAUGCUGCCCGGCGGGUCUGGCAGCGGCAACGAGCUGGCCGCGCUGUCGCUGCAGGCGCCGACGGCGCCGACCGUGGACGCCACGCGCCUGCCUGCUCUGGCAGACGGUACGUCCGACGGGUCGGGGGACGACGACGAGAGCGAAACCUACCUGGACGCACGGGAGCCGGUCAUGGCGGCGGCCGUGGGCUCCGCAUCGGCCUCCCUCUCCGCCACGGCCGCGGUGUUCACGCAGCCGGGGGUCCAACGCCGGAUCAGCGGCGGCCUGGCAGACGCCGGGGAUGCUGCGGCGCAGGCCCCAGGCGGCGUGUGA